AUGAGUCAUUCGGAUGCGAAUAUCCCUCUAGUGGAAAUCAUAAUCGAACCAUACACUUCCGCGAAUCCACCUCAAUAUGCCCCCCAAGAUUCACAACAACUAUCCACAACGUCUACAGCGAGUGGCGAACAAUCUCAUGCCACCCAUGAUACUCAAAGUCAAAUCACAGAUGAUCAGUCCAAUUCGACCAAUGCAUCUCGACACUCACACCAAAGUGAACGUACCCUCUCUGAGGCGACUACUGCUGUGAAUGUAGGUGCCGGUCAAUCUCAUAUCGACCUACCCAGCUUCACGGUACCAACAACUGGUCAAUCCUGCUGCGAAGCCCACUCAGACGGCAUUGCCAAUUGUGUGGGUUUUACCGUCACGGGCGCCUGUGGGGCUGGACUGGUUUUUGGUAGUGUAGCAGCGGUGUCUGCUUGCUGUAACGGAUGCCCUCCCUUUUAG
Kwoniella botswanensis is the source of this 447-nucleotide messenger RNA. RefSeq lists its product as uncharacterized. NCBI's taxonomy places the organism in Eukaryota, Fungi, Basidiomycota, Tremellomycetes, Tremellales, Cryptococcaceae. The transcript has a single exon. The record is from RefSeq and is a predicted model, not a curated record. The coding region runs from base 1 to 447 and encodes 148 amino acids.